AUGCCGGAAUAUAUUAUUAAAAAGCACCAAGAGUUUAAGAAAAACCGGGGAGUUGAUGCGAAGGUCUUACAAUUAUAUCAUGGAACAAAACAUUCUUGUGAUAUUAAAAAAUUGAAUAGUGUAGAUAUGUUGUGCAAAAAUGCAGAAUGCAGUGCUUGUGGAAUUGUUCGUAACGGACCUCGGAUGUCAUUGGCGAAAACUUGUGGAAUCGGAAAAUUCAUCUGGCUAGCACCAACUGCUAAUAUUUCUCAUGAAUAUACUGGCGUAAUUCCUCUGCAGAAUCAAACAACUUCAAAAUACAUAGAUUGUCGAGCAGUGUUUUUGAUGGAUGUAGUUGACCCCGAGUCAUUUAAAGAUACGUACUUUGUUAGAUCUGAAGAGGUUGAAGAAAUUAUUGAAUUGUACGGGAUUGACGAAAAAGAUGUUCAAAUAGAAAGAAAUGGUGUUUCACAUUUUCAAGGAAAACAGCCAAUUCCGCAGGAAUUGGUCACCCUAGAGAAGGAUCCCUUAGAAAAAGUUUCGGACAAAAUGCCAACUGAAACACAUGGUCAACCUGGAGUUAUUGGCGCUGGUCAACAAACCGCGACAUCUCUUAGUCUUUUCUUUCAAUUCUUUUGUUUUGUAGUUCCUGUAUUGGGUGCUAUCCUAGCAGAUCAAUACUUGGGAAGAUAUAAGACAAUUCUAAUCUUUUCUUUAGUGUAUGUUACUGGGCUGAUUGUUUUAACGCUUACAUCAAUUCCACUCGCGAUCGAAGCCAAAGCUUCUUUACCCGGCCUUAUAGUCUCAAUGAUUAUCAUCGGGAUCGGAACUGGAGGAAUCAAGACAAAUUGUGUUACUAUGAGUGCAGAUCAAUUUUCUCAUAAAGAUCCCUAUGUCAAAACUUUGAAGUCCGGAAAAAGAGUUAUUGUUGAUCCAGAACUCACCAUCUCAUCAAUGUUCCAUUGGUUCUAUUUUUCAUUAAGCUUUGGGUCUCUUUCUUCAUUGGUCACAACUUAUAUUGAAAAAUAUUAUUCAUUUUGGAUGGCUUUCCUUAUCCCUACUAUAAUCUUUGUCGUCUCGGUUAUAAUCUUUGUUUCUGGAAGAAAUUUAUAUAUCAAAACACCACCGCAUAGUUCUGCAUUGUUGGAUUUAUUUAAUGUUUUUCGGUUAGCUUUUAAACAUGGUAGAAAUCUUGAUAAUGCCAAACCGUCAAAAUUUUCUCCGAAUGAAGCAAAACAUUACAAAAUUAAAUGGGAUGAUGAAUUCGUGGAUCAAAUAAAAGCAUCUAUUAAAGCUUAUAAAGUUAUUCUGGCAUAUCCUAUCUUUUGGGUUUGUCAUAUGCAAAUUCAUAAUAAUUUAAUAUCUCAAGCUGCUACUAUGACGGUUAAUUUCAUACCAAAUGAUAUGAUGUACAAUUUGAACCCCAUUACUUUGAUUAUUUUUACUCCUAUUGCCAAUCACAUCUUUUAUCCCGCCUUGAGACGCAUCGGUAUUAAUCCUCGACCUGUAACGCGUAUUUCCAUUGGUUUCAUAAUAAUCGCUUCUGCAAUGCUAUAUUCGGCAAUUAUCCAGUAUAUCAUUUAUAAUACUGGCCCAUGUUUUGAGGCAACUCGUUGUAUAAUUGACGGAAAAUCAGUUCCGAACGAUAUUAGUGUUUGGUGGCAAGCUCCUUCUUAUAUUUUAGUCGCAUUCUCAGAAAUAUGUAUCACUGGCCUUAAUUACGUUUACAAUAAGGCACCAUUACGACUUAAAUCUACAAUAACAGCUUUAUACUUAAUGACUUUAGCUGCUGGAGCACUAUUAGGAUUUGUUUUUGUUCCAUUAUCAAAAGAUCCUUAUCUAGUCUGGUUAUUUGGCAUUUUAGCCAUAAUUGCAUCUAUUACUGGAGUGUUUUUAUUCAUAUUUUUCAAAGAUUCUGAUGUUUAA
Molecule: messenger RNA, 1905 nt
Organism: Cetraspora pellucida
Lineage: Eukaryota; Fungi; Glomeromycota; Glomeromycetes; Diversisporales; Gigasporaceae
Source: the annotation of a GenBank genome assembly